This is a messenger RNA of Purpureocillium lilacinum, 834 nucleotides long. The record is from RefSeq and is a predicted model, not a curated record. Lineage: Eukaryota; Fungi; Ascomycota; Sordariomycetes; Hypocreales; Ophiocordycipitaceae.
AUGGGACGCUACGAACUCGAAUAUCCCAAGGACGCAACCAAUGUCGUCAAGCGCCGUGGCGAGCGAGGUCAGUCAUUUAUCCUGCGACGAGCAUGGACGAUGGCUAAGGACAGCACAGGCAUCUACGCACUUGAAAGGAUCCAUGGACUCAUCAACACAAGCCAGAUCCUCCAUGUCUCCUUCACCCCUCCGGAUUCUGCGUUCCCCGUCACCCUUCCCAUGAUCGGUCAGAUGGGCUCGUUCGACCGCCCCAGCGCCUCCAUCGGCGACCCCUUGGACUUGUAUAUCCAUGGCUUCGCUUCUGCGCGUAUGUUUAACGUUGGCCGAGCCGCAGGUGAGGACGGUGUCCCUGUCUGCGUUGCUGCGUCACAUGUGGACGGCAUCGUCCUAGCCCUCUCAGGCUUUAACCACAGUUACAACUACCGUUCCGCUGUGCUUUUCGGUCACGCGUCACUCGUCACCGAUGAGGCCGAGAAGAUGUACGCAUUAGAGCUGAUCACUGACAGUGUCGUGCCGCACCGUUGGCGCAACACACGUUUACCCCCAACCGGGGCGGAGAUGCAGAGUACAGGCAUUUUGCGGGUGAAGAUCAAGUCUGGUAGUGCGAAGAUACGUGACGGUGGGGCUGUGGAUGAUAAGAGUGAUUUAGAGAACGAAGAAGCGCUCAACAGGGUAUGGACAGGGGUCGUGCCCGUGCACACGGCCGUGGGCGAACCUGUCCCCAGCGAGUACAACAGACUCGAGCUCCCUGAGUACGUGUCAGAAUUCCUCGGCGAGUUUAAUGACUGCCACAAACACCAGGCGGACGCGGCGACGCACCGGGGGACAGGGUAG